Molecule: messenger RNA, 1845 nt
Organism: Meyerozyma guilliermondii ATCC 6260
Lineage: Eukaryota; Fungi; Ascomycota; Pichiomycetes; Serinales; Debaryomycetaceae
Gene: ECM39
Product: dolichyl-P-Man:Man(7)GlcNAc(2)-PP-dolichol alpha-1,6-mannosyltransferase
Exons: 1
Coding region: 1-1845 (614 amino acids)
Biological process (GO): protein N-linked glycosylation
Cellular component (GO): endoplasmic reticulum membrane
Molecular function (GO): alpha-1,6-mannosyltransferase activity
Source: RefSeq, a predicted model, not a curated record
AUGGCCAAGAUCAGGAUCCUCGAUGCCUGCGUCCUUUUGGUAAUAAUCCUCUUCAUGGGGAUGGCUCCGUACACCAAGGUCGAGGAAUCUUUCAACAUUCAAGCUAUUCAUGAUAUUUUGAACUAUGGCUUCUAUCCAUACCAAGUGGUUGAGAAGAACUACGACCACAUUUCUUUUCCAGGAGCCGUCCCACGGUCAUUUGUGGGGAGCUUGGUGAUAGCAGCGAUCGCCAAAGUUAUUUUAUUUCCAUUAUCACUCGUUGGAAUUGAUCUAAUGAAAACAGAUUCACUGCAAUUGACAUUGCAAAUGCUUGUAAGAGGUAUCCUAGGUUUGGCAAACGGGUUGAUGUUGAUUCGUUUUAGAGAUCAAUUGAACCAGGUGGUGUUUAUCGAGAGGAAACACAAACGAGGAGUUACCGGGUUUUGGUUCACACUCUUGGUUUUGUCUCAGUUUCAUUUACUCUUCUACUCGUCGCGAACCCUUCCCAAUUUCAUUGCUCUACCUGUGGUUAACUUUGCAUUCAGCAAGCUCAUAAGUGGUGAUAUCACUGGGUUGACGUGGUUGGCUUUCGUGGGCGUAGUUUUGAGGUUGGAAGUAGGCAUUUUGGGUGGUAUAAUAGCCCUCAUGUCGUCGCUUGGCUUUGGCAAUUACAGCUUUUCGUUCUGCACUUUCCUCUUGUUUUCAGGAGCCUUUGUGGGCUUGGCCACUUCCUUCUUCAUUGACUCGUACUUCUGGGGUAGACUUUGUGUUCCAGAGUUGGAAGCAUUUUUUUUCAACGUAAUUCAAGGCAAAGCCGCUCAAUGGGGAACACAUCCAUUCUCUGCAUACUUCACUGAGUUGUUGUGGAAACUUUUCAAACCGCCAAUUGUGCUCCUUUUACUUCCCUCAGGACUUUUGAGCGAUCCAGCUGAUGACGGAACAAACCCAUUCAGCAAAAAGACUCCCAGCAUAACCCAUCCUUCAAGAAACUCGUUGAGAAUCUUGACUCUUUCGUGCUUGACUUACGUCUUUGUGAUGUCGUUCCAGCCACAUAAAGAAUGGAGGUUCAUCAUCUAUGUCGUUCCCGUUUUUAUGAUGCUGGCAGCUAAUGCUUUAGCUUCUUUUCAACGUCAAGCAUCGAAAGGUUUUCUCAGCAAACUCCUCGUAUUCGUGCUUUUUGUUGGAAUUUGCUCCAGCAUUCUACUUUCGUUCUUGAUGAGCUUUGUCUCGAGUUUCAAUUACCCUGGAGGUGAUGUGAUUCAAUAUGCUAAUCAUUAUAUGCUUGAACACCCUGGCGUGGCCCAUCUUGAUGUCGAACCUUGUAUGACGGGAAUCACCAAGUUUACGGAGGUUCACAGCCCAUCAGUUCAGUUUGACAAAACAGAAGAUGCAAAAAAACUCCUGGAGUUAUGGGACAGUUUUUCUUUGCUUGUAACUGAAAAACGAUUGUCCAAUCGAGUCUACAACGAGAGCUCAAUAUCCUUUGACGGGUCUAGUUGGACAAUGAUUUAUUCAGCAAAAAAAUUUGAAGCUAUUUCCAUGCGUCCAUUAUUCUUUCUUGUCCAGCAGAAUCAAAAAGACAAAUCAGUUCUUCCUGCCUUUUUGCUUCAGGUUCUCAACGAGUUGACACAUGGACGAAUUGACACUGUAAAGCACCUCCUUGAGGCUAUGGUUGUUCGGCUGGAUUACCUCUACGUCUACAAGAGGAUAAAACCAGAUUCGCAACAGGCGUCAAGCAACCACCUAAUCCAAGAAUCCGUUGAACAAAAAGAAAAAGUUGAAGAGACCAAAGAUUUGGACUUUGAUAAAGUUGGUGAAAAAUUGAAUAACGAGAUAGACGAUUUGGAGGGAGUAUAUACGAACUAG